GCACUUUCUCCUCAGCGCUGGGCGGGGGCGGCGGCGGCUCCUCAGCGCCCGGCGGACCCCUCGGAGCUAACGCGGCGGGGCCCGGCGCCCCGGCCGCGGCGGGCUCGGGACUGCGUGAGCGCCGGACGCGAAUAUCCCCCGCUGACAACUUCUUCUUGCCCGGCUCGUCCCCGGCCCGCGCCGCGCCCCUCACGCGGGGACCCGGGACGCCGCCCCUCAGCGCUGGGCGGCCGCUCACCUCGGGCCGGGGGGCGCCGCGCCUCCCGCGGAGUGGCCGCGCCCGCUCGGAGCCGUCCCGCCUGUCCCGCCCGCCCGUCCGGCGCGGCCCUCGGGGUGGCGGCUGCUCGGCAUGGCCCGGGGCGCCCGGCCCUCGGCGGCCGGUGGCGGCGGCGGCGGCGGCGCGGAGCCCCCUGAGCGCGCGGGCCCCGGGCGGCCGCGGGGAUCCCCGCCCGGCCGCUCCCGCUCCUCGCCUGCGCCGCGCCCCGGCCCCGAGCCCUCGGGACCCCGCGCGGCGCCCGAGACCCCCGGCGGGGACACGGCGGGCGCGGGGCGGUGCGGCGGGCGGCGGGCGGCAAAGUUGGGGCCGGGCCGCCGCGGCUGGUGGGCGCUGCUGGCACUGCAGCUGCACUUGCUCCGGGCGCUGGCGCAAGAUGACGUCACUCCAUAUUUUAAAACGGAGCCAGGCCUACCACAGAUCCACCUGGAAGGGAACCGCCUUGUUCUCACCUGCCUUGCUGAAGGGAGCUGGCCUUUGGAGUUCAAGUGGAUGCGCGAUGACAGUGAGCUCACCACCUACAGCAGCGAAUAUAAGUAUAUUAUUCCAUCUUUGCAGAAGCUGGAUGCUGGGUUUUACCGCUGUGUGGUGCGAAACAGAAUGGGAGCACUCCUGCAAAGAAAAUCAGAAGUUCAAGUCGCAUAUAUGGGAAGUUUCAUGGAUACGGACCAGAGGAAAACAGUUUCUCAAGGACGUGCAGCAAUUCUAAACCUGCUGCCCAUCACCAGCUACCCUAGACCUCAAGUGACUUGGUUUAGAGAAGGUCACAAGAUUAUUCCAAGCAACAGAAUAGCCAUCACAUUGGAGAAUCAGCUGGUGAUCCUUGCCACCACAACCAGUGACUCCGGGGCAUACAACGUGCAGGCCGUGAAUGAGAAGAAUGGAGAAAACAAGACAAGCCCAUUCAUUCAUUUGAGCAUAGCAAGAGAUGUUGGCACACCUGAAACCAUGGCCCCCACCAUUGUGGUUCCUCCAGGCAACAGAAGUGUGGUGGCUGGAUCCAGUGAGACCACCUUGGAAUGCAUAGCCAAUGCCAGGCCUGUGGAGGACCUGAGUGUGACCUGGAAGAGGAAUGGAGUGAGAAUCACCAGUGGCCUCCACAGCUUUGGAAGACGCCUCACCAUCAGCAACCCGACGUCUGCGGACACUGGGCCGUACGUCUGCGAGGCGGCUCUGCGGGGGAGCGCUUUUGAACCGGCCAGGGCGAAGGCCUUCCUUUUCAUCAUAGAGCCACCAUAUUUUACUGCUGAGCCUGAGGGUCGGAUUUCAGCUGAAGUAGAAGAAACUGUGGACAUCGGAUGUCAAGCCAUGGGGGUCCCCCUUCCCACCCUCCAGUGGUACAAGGAUGCCAUCUCCAUCAGCAGGCUCCAGAAUCCUCGAUACAAAGUGCUCGCCAGCGGAGGCCUGCACAUCCAGAAGCUGAGUCCAGAGGACUCCGGAAUCUUCCAGUGCUUAGCCAGCAAUGAAGGAGGGGAGAUCCAGACCCACACCUACCUGGAUGUAACCAAUAUCGCUCCAGUGUUCACCCAGCGGCCAGUGGACACCACAGUUACUGACGGGAUGACAGCCAUUCUAAGGUGUGAGGUGUCUGGGGCUCCCAAACCCGCCAUCACCUGGAAAAGAGAAAACCACAUUCUGGCCAGUGGUUCUGUCCGGAUUCCUAGGUUCAUGCUUCUUGAAUCGGGGGGUCUACAGAUCGCGCCCGUCUUCAUCCAGGAUGCUGGCAACUACACCUGCUAUGCAGCCAACACAGAAGGCUCCCUGAAUGCAUCGGCCACGCUCACCGUGUGGAAUCGGACGUCCAUCGUCCACCCUCCUGAGGACCACGUGGUGAUUAAGGGGACCACAGCCACGCUGCACUGUGGAGCCACACAUGACCCCCGGGUUUCACUCCGCUACGUUUGGAAGAAGGACAACGUGGCCCUGACUCCAUCGAGCACGUCUAGGAUCGUAGUGGAGAAGGAUGGGUCCCUUCUCAUCAGCCAGACAUGGUCGGGCGACAUCGGUGACUACACCUGCGAGAUUGUUUCCAAAGGAGGGAACGAUUCCAGGAUGGCCCGGCUGGAAGUGAUUGAACUGCCUCAUUCACCUCAGAACCUCCUGGCCAGCCCUAAUUCUUCCCACAGCCACGCCGUGGUGCUCUCUUGGGUCCGGCCCUUUGACGGAAACAGCCCUAUUCUCUAUUACGUCGUGGAGCUGUCUGAAAACAACUCUCCGUGGAAGGUGCAUCUGUCAAACGUUGGCCCCGAGAUGACAGGCGUCACCGUGAGCGGCCUGACUCCGGCUCGUACCUAUCAAUUCCGGGUGUGCGCGGUGAACGAAGUGGGCAGGGGCCAGUACAGCGCCGAGACAAGCAGGUUGAUGCUACCUGAAGAACCACCUAGUGCUCCCCCGAAAAAUAUAGUGGCCAGUGGGCGGACUAAUCAGUCCAUUAUGGUCCAGUGGCAGCCACCCCCAGAAACAGAGCACAACGGGGUGUUGCGUGGAUACAUCCUCAGGUACCGCCUGGCUGGCCUUCCCGGAGAGUACCAGCAGCGGAACAUCACCAGCCCAGAGGUGAACUACUGCCUGGUGACAGACCUGAUCAUCUGGACACAGUAUGAGAUACAGGUGGCAGCAUACAACGGGGCUGGCCUGGGCGUCUUCAGCAGGGCAGUGACCGAGUACACCUUGCAAGGAGUGCCCACCGCACCCCCGCAGAACGUGCAGACGGAAGCUGUGAACUCCACCACCAUUCAGUUCCUGUGGAACCCUCCGCCUCAGCAGUUUAUCAACGGCAUCAACCAAGGAUACAAGCUUCUGGCAUGGCCGGCAGAUGCCCCCGAGGCUGUCACUGUGGUCACUAUUGCCCCAGAUUUCCACGGAGUCCACCACGGACACAUAACGAACCUGAAGAAGUUUACUGCCUACUUCACUUCCGUUCUGUGCUUCACCACCCCUGGGGACGGGCCUCCAAGCACACCUCAGCUCGUCUGGACUCAUGAAGACAAACCAGGAGCUGUGGGACAUCUGAGUUUCACGGAGAUUCUGGACACAUCUCUCAAGGUCAGCUGGCAGGAGCCCCUGGAGAAAAAUGGCAUCAUUACAGGCUAUCAGAUCUCUUGGGAGGUGUACGGCAGGAACGACUCUCGUCUCAUGCACACCCUGAACAGCACGAUGCACGAGUACAAGAUCCAAGGCCUCUCAUCUCUCACCACCUACACCAUCGAUGUGGCCGCUGUGACUGCUGUGGGCUCUGGCCUGGUGACUUCAUCCACCAUUUCUUCUGGAGUGCCCCCAGACCUUCCUGGUGCCCCAUCCAACCUGGUCAUAUCCAACAUCAGCCCACGCUCCGCCACCCUUCAGUUCCGGCCAGGCUAUGACGGGAAAACGUCCAUCUCCCGGUGGAUUGUCGAGGGGCAGGUGGGAGGUAUCGGCGAUGAGGAGGAGUGGGUCACCCUCUAUGAAGAGGAGAAUGAGCCUGAUGCCCAGACGCUGGAGAUCCCAAACCUCACACCCUACACUCACUACAGAUUUCGAAUGAAGCAAGUGAACAUUGUUGGGCCGAGCCCCUACAGUCAGUCUUCCCGGGUCAUCCAGACUCUGCAGGCCCCACCCGACGUGGCUCCAACCAGCGUCACGGUCCGGACUGCCAGUGAGACCAGCCUGCGGCUUCGCUGGGUGCCCCUGCAGGAUUCUCAGUACAACGGGAACCCUGAGUCCGUGGGCUACAGGAUUAAGUACUGGCGCUCAGACCUCCAGUCCUCAGCACUGGCCCAAGUCGUCAGUGACCGGCUGGAGAGAGAAUUCACCAUUGAGGAGCUGGAGGAGUGGAUGGAAUACGAGCUGCAGAUGCAGGCUUUCAACGCUGUCGGGGCUGGGCCGUGGAGCGAGGUGGUGCGGGGCCGGACGCGGGAGUCAGUUCCUUCAGCCGCCCCUGAGAACGUGUCAGCCGAGGCUGUCAGCUCGACCCAGAUUUUACUGACGUGGGCAUCCGUGCCGGAACAGGACCAGAAUGGGCUCAUACUGGGCUACAAGAUCCUGUUCCGGGCCAAAGACCUGGAUCCGGAGCCCCGGAGCCACAUCGUGCGAGGGAACCACACGCAGUCGGCGCUGCUGGCGGGCCUGCGCAAGUUCGUGCUCUACGAGCUCCAGGUGCUGGCGUUCACCCGCAUCGGGAACGGGGUCCCCAGCACGCCCCUCAUCCUGGAGCGCACCAAAGACGAUGCCCCAGGCCCACCAGUGAGGCUCGUGUUCCCCGAAGUGAGACUCACCUCCGUGCGGAUUGUGUGGCAACCUCCGGAGGAGCCCAACGGCAUCAUCCUGGGGUACCAGAUUGCCUACCGCCUGGCCAGCAGCAGCCCCCACACCUUCACCACCGUGGAGGUCGGUGCAACGGUGAGGCAGUUCACAGCCACCGACCUGGCCCCGGAGUCUGCAUACAUCUUCAGGCUGUCCGCCAAGACGAGGCAGGGCUGGGGGGAGCCACUGGAGGCCACCGUCAUCACCACUGAGAAGAGAGAGCGGCCAGCGCCCCCCAGAGAGCUCCUGGUGCCCCAGGCGGAAGUGACCGCGCGCAGCCUCCGGCUCCAGUGGGUCCCGGGCAGCGACGGGGCCUCCCCCAUCCGGUACUUCACCGUGCAGGUGCGAGAACUGCCCCGGGGCGAGUGGCAGACCUACUCCUCAUCCAUCAGCCACGAGGCCACAGCCUGCGUCGUUGACAGACUGAGGCCCUUCACCUCCUACAAACUGCGCCUGAAAGCCACCAAUGACAUUGGGGACAGCGACUUCAGUUCGGAGACAGAGGCAGUGACCACGCUGCAGGAUGUUCCAGGAGAGCCCCCAGGAUCUGUCUCAGCAACGCCACACACUACGUCCUCUGUCCUGAUACAGUGGCAGCCUCCAAGGGACGAAAGCCUGAACGGCCUUCUUCAGGGAUACAGGAUCUACUACAGGGAGCUGGAGUAUGAAGCCGGGUCAGGCACCGAGGCCAAGACGCUCAAAAGCCCUAUAGCUUUACGUGCUGAGCUCACAGCCCAAAGCAGCUUCAAGACGGUGAACAGCAGCUCCACAUCGACGAUGUGUGAACUAACACAUUUAAAGAAGUACCGGCGCUAUGAAGUAAUAAUGACUGCCUAUAACAUCAUCGGCGAGAGCCCAGCCAGUGCACCCGUGGAGGUCUUUGUCGGCGAGGCUGCCCCGGCCAAGGCCCCACAGAACGUGCAGGUGACCCCGCUCACGGCCAGCCAGCUGGAGGUCACGUGGGACCCACCGCCCCCGGAGAGCCAGAAUGGGAACAUCCAAGGCUACAAGAUUUACUACUGGGAGGCAGACAGCCAGAACGAAACAGAGAAAAUGAAGGUCCUGUUCCUCCCCGAGCCCGUGGUGAGGCUGAAGAACCUCACCAGCCAUACCAAGUACCUUGUCAGCAUAUCAGCCUUCAACGCCGCCGGAGAUGGGCCCAGGAGUGACCCCCAGCAGGGGCGCACCCACCAGGCUGCCCCUGGGGCGCCCAGCUUUCUGGCGUUCUCAGAAAUAACCUCCACCACGCUCAACGUGUCCUGGGGCGAGCCUGCGGCGGCCAACGGCAUCCUGCAGGGCUAUCGGGUGGUGUACGAGCCCUUGGCCCCUGUGCAAGGGGUGAGCAAGGUGGUGACCGUGGAAGUGAGAGGGAACUGGCAGCGCUGGCUGAAGGUGCGGGACCUCACCAAGGGAGUGACCUAUUUCUUCCGUGUCCAAGCGCGGACCAUCACCUACGGGCCCGAGCUCCAAGCCAAUAUCACAGCAGGGCCAGCCGAGGGAUCCCCGGGCUCGCCUAGAGAUGUCCUGGUCACCAAGUCCGCCUCUGAACUGACGCUGCAGUGGACUGAGGGACACUCUGGCGACACACCCACCACGGGCUACGUGAUCGAGGCCCGGCCCUCAGAUGAAGGCUUAUGGGACAUGUUUGUGAAGGACAUCCCACGGAGUGCCACAUCCUACACCCUCAGCCUGGCUAAGCUCCGGCAAGGAGUGACUUACGAGUUCCGGGUGGUGGCUGUGAACGAGGCGGGCUAUGGGGAGCCCAGCAGCCCCUCCACGGCCGUGUCAGCUCAAGUGGAAGCCCCGUUCUACGAGGAGUGGUGGUUCCUCCUGGUGAUGGCUCUGUCCAGCCUGAUCGUCAUCCUGCUGGUGGUGUUCGCCCUCGUCCUGCACGGGCAGAAUAAGAAGUAUAAGAACUGCAGCACAGGAAAGGGGAUCUCCACCAUGGAGGAGUCUGUGACCCUGGACAACGGAGGUUUUGCUGCCCUGGAGCUCAGCAGCCGCCACCUCAAUGUCAAGAGCACCUUCUCCAAGAAGAACGGGACUAGGUCCCCACCCCGGCCUAGCCCCGGCGGCCUGCACUACUCAGACGAGGACAUCUGCAACAAGUACAACGGUGCCGUGCUGACCGAGAGCGUGAGCCUCAAAGAGAAGUCGGCGGAUGCAUCAGAAUCCGAGGCCACCGACUCUGACUAUGAGGACGCGCUGCCCAAGCACUCCUUCGUGAACCACUACAUGAGCGACCCCACCUACUACAACUCAUGGAAGCGCAGGGCCCAGGGCCGCGCACCUGCACCGCACAGGUACGAGGCGGUGGCGGGCGCCGAGGCGGGCGCACAGCUGCACCCGGUCAUCACCACGCAGAGCGCGGGCGGCGUCUACACCCCCGCCGGCCCCGGCGCGCGGACUCCGCUCACCGGCUUCUCCUCUUUCGUGUGAGCAAAGCGCCGCGCCUCCCUCAGGGCGGAACGGAGGCGAACUUUCCGAAGUCUAUUUUUGUUAAGACAAUCAACUCCAAUAACUGAGCUGAAGUUUUUGUUUAAAAAAAAAAAAACUGAUAAGUGAUGAUUUUACCUACUUGUGGACACUAGAUUUCAAUUAGGAAGGUUUUUUUAAACGGCUUUUUGUAACAUCGCUGCAGGAAGCAGGUUUGUUUCUUUUUCUUUUCUUUUUAAGAGAAGGUGUAUUUCACUGGUGCAAUGGCUUGGCACCUCCGGGGCCUGGGAGGACCUUAGACCUCCCCAGCCCUGGGUUUCUCCGUCUUCAAGACCAACUAGGAAGGCUCAAGCGGGGAGGGGGAGUGGAGGGUCAGGUGAGAUCUCAGAGCUGCCCCGGCCGGCCCCUGUCUCUUUCUACCUCCUCUUCCAGAGAACCAGCGGCUCACACCCUUCUCAACGCAGAACAUCCUCGGCUCACAGCUCGCUCCUGGGGUUUGAAGAGCAAACGUUUUUCCCUCGGCCCAGCGCAUUUUGUCCCAACUUCAUCUGUUUCUCAAAUACUCUCACUUGGCAGUUUCUAGGCAAGGAGUCGGCCUUCAGGUUCCUGACGGCCGGGCAGGGAUGCUAAGGUGUGGCUCAGCUGUCACUGUCUGCAUGACUGCAGUGGUGCGGUCCUGAGGCUUUUCUGCCUGUCUUCCCCCCUUCCUUCCCACCUGACAGCGAGGGAGAGGGAAGCCUCUUAGGGCUGGAAGCCACCACACCAGCCCUCUCCUUCCCCAAACACAGCACACGGCCAACUCCGCAGGACACGAGGACACAGGACAGCGUCUCCAGAAUUGCUUGUUACGUAGGAAGCGUGCAUUGUUAACCAGAGUAUUUUUAAAAUCUUUUUAUCUUUUUUUAAACUAUGUCACAUGAAAUGAAUGCGUCUUUGCUGUCUCCAGGUGCCUUUUUAUUAAUUGUUCAGCUUUGUACAUGGGAAAGAUGAAAAGCAACAGUGUCUGCAAAUAAAGCAAAACAGCUCUGACAACACACGCUCCCGACUCGCCUCGUGCACACCAGGCCGUCCCCUCCCUCUCUCCUGGCUUCUGCCACCGCUUCUUCACCACUGGCGCUGCUGCUGCCCCCUCUCCCAGUCCAAGACCAGCUUUUAGCCUUAACAGGUUUUCUGGAAACAUUUCUUUUUUUAUUUAAAAUUGUCAUUGUUUGGUUUAAAUUUUUCAGCUAGAUGGAAAGAGUAUGAACUACUUUGGAAAACUUAACAGCUCAGAGAUGGCCAUGCCUCCAGCCCCUCACGUCAUCUUUGCAACAGAUGACUGGGCUGCCAUGGUCCACCCUCAGCCUGGGUCCCGGGUCUGGAUGGAACGGGAGCACUGCUGCUGCCCACUGGCAUGUGUGCCCCGGGUCCCUGUGAGUGCCCCCCUCACCAGCAGAAGCGUGGCACACACAAGACUCAAGACCACCCUGUCAGUGCCCCCCAGUGCACAGCAAACGGGUGGGUGCCAUUCCCCCAGUGACCUGAGGGUAGGGGACAGCUGAGCAGUAUCUGGCCAGUGCCACCUGGGAGCCAGUCUCCUGGCCACGUGCAGAAAGUGUGGCCCCUUCUUGCCUAGAUGUUUUGUGCACCUCCGUGGGCAGAGGAUGUGGAUAUUGUCUGGAUUCUCUGCUGUCAGCGUUGCUGAGUAUGGCCCCAGAAGACCAAGGAGAGUUUUGUAUAGGCUGGAAUACCCCUUUUCAGUCUUUCCAAAAUUAGAGGAAAGUUUCCUUUUUUCUCUCCUCCCUUCCUUCCCCUCCUCCCUUUCCUUUACCCCUCCUUUCCUUCCUUCUUCCCUUCCUCUCUUCUUUCCUCCCUCCCUCCCUCCUUCUCUCCCUUCCUUCCUUCCUCUCUUUCCUGCUUCCUUCCCUCCCUUCUUUCCCUCCCUCCCUCCCUCUCUCCCCAAUUCCUUCUUCCUUUUCUCCUCCUUUUUCUGAGUGGAGGGGGAAAUAUUCUAAACCAAAAAUCCUAGAUGCUCUGCCCAAAGCCACUUCUGCAUGAGAAUCGCAGCCCACAGUUCCGCAGACAAGACUCGCCGCGGUGGACAGCGCCGCCUCCUUCCCCUCGGCCCCGGAGAGGGCAAAGUGGGUGGGAAGCCAGGAUGUGAGCACUGGAAUUUCUUGGAAGAGAAGCGAUAAAUGGAGACCAUGGCCCUCAUUGCCUUCUGUGCGCUCUGAUUGCUCUCUGCAGCCAUAAGGAUGUGGCUUUACAUGCCAGGGAGAGUGUUGAGACAUCUUAGGUUGAGGAUGAGCAGAUUCAAGAUAUGUUUGUUGCUCUCGGGUUUUCAAUACAACAUCAUGACACUUUUGUUUCAAGCUCGAGUUUUCUGUCUCCCCUCCACUCUUAGUAAACCUUGAUGUGUAGGGAGCGGCCUGUCCGAGGCUACGCCGGCCUCCUGGCUGCUGCUGGACUGGGCUUAGGACAGCGCCCAUGCCUGUCACUCGGAGGGACUCUGUCCCAUGAGAACCACCUGUGCCAAGAAACAGAGUUGGAUGUUUCCAGGUAGAUUUCAGCCUCCCAGAGCAAUGUGGGAUUUGAGAAACGUCAGUUCCUAACUCCUCAUCUUCAGGGAAGGAAAAGAAAAUCACAGCCUAGGAAGACGGAGAUUGGAUUUUAAUCUCGGUUUUAAAAAGAGGACCAGCAAAAUGUCUCUAAGCCUGGCCAGGCGGAAUGUGCUCCCGCUCUCUCCUGCCGUGCUGAAAGUCACGCCUUGUGGAUGCCUCAUGAAGGCGGUGGCUGAGUGUCCCCACCCACCCCCUACGUGGCUCGUUUCAGAUUGCUUUGGCCCCGCCCUGCAAGAAUGCGGUUACGGAGUGGCCAGGAGGCUCCAUCUGAGCCACAGGGAUGGGUGUGCAGAGCUCCCUUCUCCUGGGGUGCCAGGGCAGAGAUUCCAGGCAGGUGAGCCAAGAGAAAGCUGCCAGGCCACGUCCCCUCGGCCUCCUGCACGGCCACCUUCUGGGUAAAUCGGUCCAGCCCAAGCCCCUCUCCCCAGCCUCCCCUUCAGCCUCUCUCCCAGCCUGCUUUUAUAAGGCGCACUUCAUUCAAUGCGGUAGCAAAAAAAACAAGGGGCCCCAAGGAGAGGGGGCCCAGAUGGCCACACACGGAACACGCCUCCACAGCCCUGGGAAGUGGAUCACUCUGUACAGGUCUUCAGAGGCUGUGCUUGUAUCUGACUGUGACUGGGCUGAAGCAUGGUGUUUGCCUAACGGUUCGUAGCAUGGUUUUUAUUUCUUCCGCAUUCUUGGCACACAGUAUAGCUGUCCUCCUGAUGAGCAACCCGUCUGCGUACCUAAGUGUGGCUCCCCGCGGGUCAGCGUCCCAGUAGCAUGGAUCCAGUCUGAAAGGUGACGACAACAUGGAAACUCAUGAGCUGAGCCCGCCCGCUGGGACACGUCUCCUUCCCGCGUCACCUUCUGGUUUAGGGAGCCCUCAGGUCAGCCCUAAAGCGUUCCCUGCAACGUUUUCUGAAAUUGUGCAGAAAACCAGAUCUCAUUAAAAAAAAAAAAAGAAAAAGAAAAAUAUAAACAACUUGUAGGAAGACAGAGAGGUGCUAUGGGUACAAUUUUUAAUAAAAACAUUAUUUUGUUCCUUAAA
Molecule: messenger RNA, 10621 nt
Organism: Symphalangus syndactylus (siamang)
Lineage: Eukaryota; Metazoa; Chordata; Mammalia; Primates; Hylobatidae
Gene: SDK1
Product: sidekick cell adhesion molecule 1
Molecular function (GO): protein binding
Source: RefSeq, a predicted model, not a curated record